This is a messenger RNA of Mauremys mutica (yellowpond turtle), 2806 nucleotides long. Its product is annotated as deubiquitinase DESI2-like. The record is from RefSeq and is a predicted model, not a curated record. The transcript is spliced from 6 exons. Gene Ontology annotation, biological process: protein deubiquitination. The coding region runs from base 1570 to 2160 and encodes 196 amino acids. Gene Ontology annotation, molecular function: deubiquitinase activity. Lineage: Eukaryota; Metazoa; Chordata; Testudines; Geoemydidae.
CAGAAAGACAGUGAGUAGGCAGGUGCCUGUGGAAGGUUUUGAGGUGGGGGUCUGUAGGGGAAUGGUAUUCCAGGUGAGCCAGUCUGGUGCUGAGUGUUUGAUACCAGAAGAAGGGGAAAUACUCAAAGAUCUGGUUGGCUGCGAGCUGGCAGAGAGCCUGAGCGACGCCUCCGACUCCGAUGAGGUCAUCCCAGCUCCCCUUUUUGGCUACUACAGGCAAGAUCUGCGCUGCCUCAGCAUUAAGGUCAGCUCGCUGCUCCCCCGGAGAAACGGAUGCCUCUAGGAAGCCCCCCGCCGCCCAUCCCCCCAGCCCAGACCCCGCGACUCCCUUAAAGCGAAAGGAGGAGCAGGGGGGGACUGACCGCAAUGGAUGUUCUCGUUUGCUCGGAUUUGAACGCUGGUUGCAAGUCGGUCGCAAGGAAUUGCGGAGCUGCCAGUGCCCGGCGCCCGCCUAACUAGGGCCGGGGCUGAGGCAACUCCCGAGCUCGCCGCUGUCAGCAGUGACACCGCUCGCUCAGCCCGCUCCCCAAUUCGUACCCCCCCUCCCCCGCUCCGGUCCCCGGGCGGGGAUGCAGCGGCCCCGCAGAGAGCGGCGCGGGCUCCAGCAGCUCUCGGUCCCCGCAGACUGGCUCCUGCGGGACAAGCGGAGCCCGAAGUAGGGUUUGCAGCUCGCCCCGCGCUCCGAGUGGCGGGAAGAGCAAAGGUUUCCCGCGCCGGGCGCGAUGGCAGAGUAACUCCAGGGCUCGCUGAGCAGCCCGGUGGCUGGCCUGGCCUGCGGCGCGUCCCUCUCCCCCCAGGAGAGUCGAGCCAGGCGGCAGCCGGAGUCCCGCCGCAGCUCCCUGUUGCGGCUUCCGAUGCCCUUUCGGCUCCGCAGGGUUCCCCGCGCGCGGCCCGAGGAGAGACCCGGAGAGAAACUUCAGCACCCGGACAGCUCCCCUGGAGCCGCGGGGCCGGCAGCCCCGCCGCGGGCUCUGCUCCCCCGCCCCGCGGGUGUGUCAGGCCGCGCCGCGCCCGGCCGCGCUGGGAGCGGUGACCCCGGGAGGAUGAGGGCAGCGAUCCGGACCUGAUUCUACCCGCGCCAGCCCAGCCAUGGGGAGCUGACCUGCCUCCGCCGGCGGUGCUGCCACCUAUUCGGAUGCUCCGUUUGAAAGCUACUUUGCCUGAGAGGCUUCCCCGCGUUCACUACUUCACCCCCCGCCCCGCAUGUUUUCUGGAGGCAGGGGGCUGAUCGCUGUGCGAAGAGCCCACUCCGGCUGCCGGUUGGAUUGGCAGUUACAAGGCUGGAGGGUGGGUGCCUGGGCCAGUGCAGCAACCCCGAUGAGCUGCAGCGUUAGAAGGAACCCCAGGAUUGACUCCGCUGUUGGGGGGUGAAAAAACACGCCCCCAACUUUGGCAUCCAGGAAAAGCGUGUCCCGCCCCCCUAUCCCACCCCAGCCAAGCUGCUUUCUUCGGCGACCAUAGAAAGAAAUUUCCCCUCCUAUGUAGCUGAGGGUAAAAGCGUACCCUGGGGGCAGCGCCACAUCUGGCAGGGAUUUGGGGAUUUAAAUCCAGUGUCCGCCGCAAUCAACAAUGGCAAAUGAACCGGUGAUUCUGAAUGUGUAUGAUAUGUACUGGAUAAAUGAAUACACCUCUACCUUGGGGAUUGGGGUCUUCCACUCCGGCAUCGAGAUCUACGGCAGAGAAUUUGCCUAUGGAGGGCAUCCUUAUCCUUUCAGUGGGAUUUUCGAGAUCACACCUGGCAGUGCGGUAGAGCUUGGCGAGACCUUUAAGUUCAAAGAGUCCGUUGCCUUGGGCACCACUGACUUCACAGAAGAGGAUGUGGAUAAGAUUAUGGAGGAGCUGGGCAAGGAGUACAAGGGCAAUGCAUACCAUCUUAUGCACAAGAACUGCAAUCACUUCUCCACCGCUCUAGCAGAGAUCCUGUGUGGGAAGGAGAUCCCCCGUUGGGUGAAUCGCCUAGCCUACUUCAGCUCGUGCAUCCCUUUCCUCCAAAGUUGCCUCCCCAAGGAGUGGCUGACCCCAGCAGCCUUGCAGAGCCACAUCAACCUCGGCCUCCACAAGGAAGAGCAGGGAGACACAACAGAUGAAGAGUCCCCGUCCACUUCUGCGGCUGCCUCAGCCUCAGGCACCUCGCGAACCUGUAGGCAUACCCGGGUCUAAGUUGUGCCCAACAUGCUCCCUUCUCUCACUCUCUUCUAUUUCUUUCUAAUUUCCUCUCUUACAGCACCUUUCUUUCUCCUUCUUUUCUUUGCCCAAGAACAUUGGGGGAAACCCACUUUAAUGAGAAGACGAGCUCCUGAUCCUUCUCGAAGGGUUGUCACUACUAUUGCUUGGCAAAAUGAUGCUGAACUAUAGCAUUGUGCUGACGAGUGUGGUGGCUAACCUGGAUUCUCCUCCCAAGGCCCCCUGUGCUCCUUGAUCCACAGAGAACUGUUGACUUUCUGGGCACAAGAGCAUGGGACUGGAGGGGAACCAUACUGUGAAGUUCCUUGGCUGGAACUGUUUUUAUUCUUUUAUCUCCCCCUCUCUCCUCUCCAGUUCUGUCAAGGCUGCCCCCCACCUACAGCGUUCCUCCUGGACAUACCAAAUGAAGGAAGCAGAACCUCAGCUUGACUUUCUCAUCUCUAAGACCAGCAACAAGGUCCUACAGAUCUUCUUUUUUUGUAAUUACCAGGUUUCUAAAUCGUUCGAAGGACAAGUGACAGGUACUGCUGUUCUACGACCACCAGUUUUCUGUGUUAGAAUUUAAGAGAUCAGAGGACUGCCCUCCCCCCAACAACAAUACCAAAUGUACCUAGAAAACAAA